Molecule: messenger RNA, 1973 nt
Organism: Chaetomium strumarium
Lineage: Eukaryota; Fungi; Ascomycota; Sordariomycetes; Sordariales; Chaetomiaceae
Product: general substrate transporter
Exons: 1
Coding region: 307-1824 (505 amino acids)
Biological process (GO): transmembrane transport; carbohydrate transport
Cellular component (GO): membrane
Molecular function (GO): carbohydrate:proton symporter activity
Source: RefSeq, a predicted model, not a curated record
GGGGUUGCUGGGCGGACCACACUUCACGUCUUCCUCUCUUAUACACACGGUUCAACAUUCUUCAUGCGGAGGCGUGUCUUGGCUUCCGCGGAUGACGAAGCCAUGUGGCAACCCCCAUGGGGAAGUGUGAGUGCGCACCGGGUUGCGCUAGCUUGGGCCGACCCCGAUGCUUUUCUGGGGUAAAACAAGCCAGCGUUGAUCAACAAUUCUGCUGGCGCUCCUUGCCCUCAAAGAGGACCGGCCGACGCCAAAGGCUGUUUAUAACUGGCGUGUCUAUGCCUGCGCCGCCAUCGCGUCAUUCGCGUCAUGAUCGGCUAUGACUCUGCAUUCAUCGGCACCACGCUUGCUCUCCCGCCGUUCACCGGGGAGUUUGACUUUGCAUCUUACGCCCCUGGUGAUCUCGCUCUGCUGCAGGCCAAUAUCGUGUCGGUCUAUCAAGCAGGUGCGUUUUUCGGCAGCCUAUUCGCCUAUGCCACCAGUCACUUCCUCGGCAGACGCAAGUCCCUAUUCAUCUUCGCCUCCGUCUUCACCCUCGGUGCCGGCAUCAUGCUCGCGGCGAGCGCGGGGAGGGGAAUGGGCCCCAUCCUAGCCGGCCGGGUCCUGGCUGGUAUCGGUGUUGGCGGUGCUUCCAACAUGGUUCCCAUCUACAUAUCAGAGAUGGCACCACUGGCCAUCCGUGGUCGGCUCGUCGGCAUCUACGAGCUAGGGUGGCAGAUCGAUGGCCUUGUGGGCUUCUGGAUUAACUGUGGAGUUAAUACCACCCUUGCGCCCACACGGUCGCAGUGGCUCAUUCCCUUUGCCGUACAGCUCAUCCCCGGCGGUCUUCUGUUCCUCGGGGUGUUCUGGAUCAAGGAAUCCCCAAGGUGGCUGUUCGCCAAUGGCCAGAGGGAGGAGGCCAUGAAGGUCCUGUGCUGGAUACGGAACCUCGAGCCCACCGACCGGUACAUCAUCGAGGAGGUCCAGCACAUUGACCGAGACAUCGAGACGUUUGAGAGGGAAGUCGGCAAGGGUUUCUGGAAGUCCUUCCUCGCCCUCAAACAGCCCAAGGUCCAAUGGCGCUUCGUCCUCGGCGGUCUGCUGUUCGCAUUACAGAACGGUUCCGGUAUCAAUGCCGUGAACUAUUAUUCCCCGACCGUCUUUCGCAGCCUCGGCAUCACCGGCACAAACACCGGGUUCCUGACAACUGGUCUCUUCGGUGUUGUCAAGACGGUCCUGACGGUGAUCUGGCUGCUCUGGCUCGUGGAUCAUGUUGGCCGGCGCCGGAUGCUGUUCAUCGGAGCCGCGGGUGGAUCGCUGUGCAUGUGGUUCAUUGGGGCCUACAUUAAGGUUGCGGGCUCCUCGGCCAGCCAGAGCGGUAGCAUGUCGGGCACUGGCAUUGCCGCCGUGUUCUUUUUCUACCUCUGGACCGCGCUCUACACCCCUUCGUGGAACAGAACGCCGUGGGUCAUCAACUCGGAGAUGUUUGACCAGAACACUCGCUCGCUGGGUCAGGCGUCCGCGUCGGCCAACAACUGGUUCUGGAACUUCAUCAUCUCCCGCUUCACGCCCCAGAUGUUCCUCAAGAUGGAGUAUGGCGUCUACUUCUUCUUUGCGUCGCUCAUGAUCUUGUCUAUCAUCUUCAUGUUCUUCUUGGUCCCGGAGACCAAAUCGGUUCCACUCGAGCACAUGGACCGCCUGUUCGAGAUCAAGCCGGUGCGGAAGGCAAACAAGGUUCUCAUGGAAGAGCUGGGCUUCCAGAAUGCAGGCAUUUCGGUGGAGGAUGGGUCCCUGUCUGCCGACGAAAAGGGAAAGGAGCGUCACUUGGAGACGACGUCAAGCGUUUAGACGGGAUGGUGAGACGGCCAUGAAGCUCCAGCCGGUCGUUGGGUUGCUAGCUCAGAUAGGCUUUUCAUGCUGUCCUCUAAGGGGGUUGCGUCCCAUGACGUAUGACGGCUCUGCGGAAGACCGAUUCCAGCUCGACAUAUACUUCAUAU